Messenger RNA from Branchiostoma floridae (Florida lancelet), 1662 nucleotides. RefSeq names its product zinc finger protein 436-like. The record is from RefSeq and is a predicted model, not a curated record. Bases 265 to 987 code for a protein of 240 amino acids. Gene Ontology annotation, molecular function: DNA-binding transcription factor activity, RNA polymerase II-specific; RNA polymerase II cis-regulatory region sequence-specific DNA binding. Lineage: Eukaryota; Metazoa; Chordata; Leptocardii; Amphioxiformes; Branchiostomatidae. The transcript is spliced from 3 exons. Gene Ontology annotation, biological process: regulation of transcription by RNA polymerase II.
ACUAUACCUCCACACUGGUGGUAAGUCUAAUGUUGUCUGAUCUCCCUUAUGCAAAACCGAACAUGUAGCGUGGUGCUUUUUUUUGUUUCCUGAUGAAGUAAAACCUGCCGAACCGGUUUUAUUGACCCACACAGUCACCAUAUAAACCCAUCCUGACUGCUCUGUACUUGUCAGUACCGACUCUGAAGUGAGGAACUGUGUCGCCGUGAGUCACUGUGCAGUACUAGGAGCAUCAACAAAUCUCGGAUCUGGAGUAAGACCAACAUGGCGACAGGAGCCAGAUCUCAUCUGAAACAAGGGGAGGGGGAGGAUCGACAGGAUUCUCCCUACGGUACCCACAAGUGCAGUUAUUGCGACAAGGAGUUUCGCUUCAAGAAUAAGCUCAACAAACACCUGCGAACUCACACUGGUGAGAGACCAUACCAGUGUGGUGAAUGCGGGAAACGGUUUACUCUACUCGAAAAUCUGAAGAUACACAUUCGGACUCACACGGAUGAGAGACCUUACCGUUGUAAGGAGUGCAGUCGACAGUUCCGUCAGCAGGGUGAUCUGAUGAGACAUAUAAGGACUCACACAGGUGAAAGACCGUACAGAUGUGAUGAAUGCAGCAGACGGUUUAGUAGGUUGAGCAAUCUGAAAGUGCAUGUGCGAACUCACACUGGUGAAAAGCCGUACAAGUGUGAAGAGUGCAACAAGCAGUUUAAUGAGCUGGCUACUCUAAAGGCACACAUGCGGACUCACACCGGUGAAAGGCCGUAUAAGUGUGAGGUGUGCAGCAAGCAAUUCCGCGUUCAGUCGAAUCUGAAGAAACACACGUGGACUCACACGGGUGAAAAACCGUACAGGUGCAAGGAGUGCGACAAACAGUUCAGUGACCAGUCGAAUCUGAAAAAACACAUGCGGACAUGUGAACAAUGCAGCAGAAGCUUUUGUCAGUCACGUAGUCUUCGUGUGCACAUGCAAAGUCAUAUCGGUGAAAAUCUAUGAAUAAAUAUUGUUACACAGUAGAAAAAAGAUUACAUCUUAAGCUUGUGAUAUAGUAAAAAAGGCCACAAACCCGAAGUUUGUCACUUCUUUACAUGUACAAAGCCAAAAGUGGCCAAUAGAUGAUUUACCGUUUCAAUUCAGCACUGCACUCACUGCAUCCCUCCACCGUAGAAAAUAACACUAACUGAAUUACAAGUACAUCAUUGUAGUUACUAUUGUCACGUCCCGUACUUGAUUAGAAAUAGAAGCGUUGUUUAAAAAAAUGGCUGUAGAAUGUUUGGACACUAAGUGAGAGAAAGAUAGCAAAUAUCGCUGGACACAGCUUUCUGCCAUCGCUCUUACUUUUAGGUACUCAAGUUCUUAUUAACAUUUUAUACGUCACUUUAAUCGCUGUAAAUACUCUAGAUCCUUAGCGUUUCGGAUUAGUUUUGGAAACAUGCUACUUAGAUGUUGCUAUGUAUUGUUUGCCUUCAUGAUAUGCUGUAAAAUGUUAAAGAUUUGUUAACUUCCGGCACUCAGUUUCCUCAAUAAACUAAAAUGCGAAUGUGUUGUCUUUCCUGGUGUAUAUUAUAUUUUUCCUCCCCACAAAAUAUGUAUGGUUUUCCUCAAAAUCAUCUCGCAUAAAUAACAUUAGUUUUCUAAAGUAAAACUACCGAACCUGUAUUAUGCCCCCGC